UUGAUCCAAGGUCUCUAGAGCUCAAGAUCCGAAACAAGGAAAUGUAUGGGCAUAUUUUUGUAUUAAAUUACCCAUAUCUCAGCUGUUUUUUCGCUCUAUCGAUCUAAAAUUUCACGCUGAAACAAAUUUUUAYAUGCAGUUUCUGAUAAUGUCACCAAAUUCCUAAAUGUCUUCAGCUCGUGACGUCAUCACUUCGGCACUAGCUAAGCGUAUAUAUUCCGCAUUCCACUAUAGUAAUACAAAGUAAGCUACUCGAUAGCUUAGAAAUAGUCUAAAAACUCACCUCAAAGUUGAACAUAGUUUCUUUUCGCGGUGUAAGCGGUCAGAUUGAAGAUGAGAUUUGAUGGUAUAUUGAAGCAGUUGAUGCUGUUAAUCAUGGCCUUCUUACUGGUAGCAUCAGUGCGGGAAACAGGGGUCAAAGCAGGAUCGUUUCCUUUGCCAAACAUAUUCAAUUAUCCUCAUAUCAAGAACCAGUCGCUAGUUUACUGUGGUGAUGAAUUCGAUCCUACGAUUUCAGUCACCUAUUUUCCAAAGGGAUAUAAUUGCAGACAAAGAAAGACAAUGGUAAUUAGAUUCACGCCGAAGUUGGACGUGUUCUCCACUACUUGUCAUAUUGAGGUAUACAAAAACAAUAUUUUGGUUGUAAAUGAUAUCAAGUCAGACUUGUGCUCUCGUAGAAGUGACAUCAGGUGCCCUUUGUUAAAAGGAGAAACUCAACAAAUUGAAGGUGGUUUACGAAUGCCUUGCGAAAUGGCGAAGGCUCACUAUCAAUUUAAGUCUUAUUGUACAAAUCAAGAUGAAGUAACUUCUUUUUGUUUGAACUGGAGUUUUACUUGGGUGUGAAGACACCCAAUCAGGAUAGACUACUUGCCCGACUGCACAACUAAAUAAAAGACAAGUGCCUCGUAACCGGGCCUUCCUUGGUGCAGCAAGCUUUAUUGUAUCCUGAGUUAAGGUUUUUGUUUUGCAGGAUAUUGUUUAGCUCCAAAAUCAUUAUCCUUGGGCGCCUAUUGUUUUUUUGUCUUUAUGCAUACUUCAGGUGCCUUGCAGCACCAAGAAAGAUCCCAACUAAUACUCAUUAAGAUAGAUACUGUGUUUGUAGGCUGGAAAACUGCUGUAGCUGUGAUUUCUUUGCUAAUUGAUGGGUUGCAAGCAUUCCCAAGAGAGAGUUAAAAGACAAAAACAUGGCGGUCAUUGUGGUACCGUUAACAAUGGAUGCUAAUAAGAAAUCUUUUGUUAAAUGGUACCAACAUGGCCGCGAUGACGUAACGUGCAAACGAAGAAUGGUCUGAGUCAGAACCAUGAAUGAUUAACGGAUUGGUGCAAAACAAAAAAAAUGCAUGACUAAAGAAAAACCAAUCUUUAUACUUCAUACUCGAGUUUCACACAUGUACUGGGUUUUAUUUGACCCACUCUUUUUCCAAGCGGAAAACAUUUUUCAGGUUUCACUACGGCUCGCAGACGCGAAAGAUCAUCAUAAAAAGCAGUUGCAGUAAUCUUCAUGUACUAGGAUCAAGUAGUUGGCAAGUACUUUUCAUCUUAGAGUGAAGUCAUUAAAUUAAACCCGUUAGAUAUUAGACUAAGUAAUGUUUAAUAAACGAGCAGGAGUAUUUUAUCGGGU
This is a messenger RNA of Actinia tenebrosa (Australian red waratah sea anemone), 1621 nucleotides long. RefSeq lists its product as uncharacterized. Lineage: Eukaryota; Metazoa; Cnidaria; Anthozoa; Actiniaria; Actiniidae. The record is from RefSeq and is a predicted model, not a curated record.